This is a messenger RNA of Sander lucioperca (pikeperch), 901 nucleotides long. RefSeq lists its product as uncharacterized. The transcript has 2 exons. The record is from RefSeq and is a predicted model, not a curated record. The coding region runs from base 254 to 901 and encodes 215 amino acids. Lineage: Eukaryota; Metazoa; Chordata; Actinopteri; Perciformes; Percidae.
CACAUAAUGAAUCUCAUUGGCAAUGCCUUCCGCAAACCUUUUGUUCAGUUGAACAGCUUCAUGCUGAGUUUCUCCCAGAUGUUCUUCAAUGCUGGAUCACGCAAGAGAAGAUACCUCUGCUUCAUGACAAACAAGCUGCCAAGAAAAAAGGCGGUCAUGCCUCCAAACCCCUGUGCAAAUACGCUGGAACUCCUGGUUCUCUGCAGUGCAGUACCACGCACAGCACUUUGGACUGUACAAGGAGUUCAUAGAGAUGGAAAUCGAGGUGUGUAGCAGAAGUGCUCCACGGUCUGUGGAGAGACUCCACGAGAAUCUUCAAGACCCAGACCUAGCUCAGUCCCUGAAUGUCCAGAUCAACAUCAUGGCUGACAAGUGCAAACGCUUCCUAAGUCUUCUCGAUAGCUUCCAGAGCAGACGUCCUGUGACCACAAAGAUCUUCACUUAUCUGGAGGAUCUGCAGGUGGUCUUUGCUGCCAACAAAGAGCUGCAGUAUGAGGCGUGUGCUGAAUACUUUGAAGGGUUUGACUUACCACACACCACGAAGACAGAGAUCCACUGCACAGUUGGUCAGGCAUAUGAAAACGCUGAAGAAAAGCUCACCAAGUACAUGUCACAUGGGCAGCAGGCCAUUGAGUUUCUCCAGGAGGUCAGGGUGUUUGACCCGCGCCACAUCGCAUUCCUAGAUAACUCUGUAGCAAGCUACAAGGCCAUUUCAGGUUUCACUGAAGUGCAGAGUGAUGAAUUUGAUUCUUAUUUCAAGACUCUUGGUCCAGCAGCACUCAGAGCUGCACCAUCCAGCAUGGUGGAUUUGGAUGUGUUUUGGGAUGGCCUACAGGAGAGACUUCCUGUGCUGAGUUCCUUGGCCAAAACGGUACAAAGAUGCUGUCUCAAACUCAGCUGA